AAAGAAGAGGCACUCAGGAUAAUUAUCCAGAACUCAUCCAUUCGUUUCAUUUACCUCCUUUGCCUCAAAGGCUUUCCUCGGGUAGACACUUUGUAUCGCCAUUUCCGUGAGCAGCAGGACGAUACGCAUGCAGGGCUAGCAAAAAGAAAGUUGAGGAAAAGAACCGACAAUGAAUUUUUCCUUACCUGCUACCAAGAGUCUGUCAGGGCGUCUAUGGCUCCCGAAAAUAUACCUCCAGGCGCUAAUUGCUUUGAAGUUAACUUUGUGGUCAAACACUUCGAUUCCUCCAGGCACAUCAUGGCUACUUCGGCGAGGAUAGAAGAGAGUCUCAGGAAGGUUAUUCAAAACUCACCUAUUCGUUUCAUUUGUCCCCUUUGCCUUAAAGGCUUUCAUGGACCAGACCCUCUAUACCACCACCUUCGCAAGCAGCAGCAGCGUGAUGAUACACAUGCAGGUCUAGCGAUGAGAGACUCGAGCCAUUUAAGAUUUGUUACCAGCUAUCGGGAAUCUGUCAGAAUAUCUAUAACCGCCAGGGAUAUAUCCCGAGUCUCAGGAUGCUUCUCGACUGCAUUUGUGGUCGAGCACUGCUAG
Molecule: messenger RNA, 591 nt
Organism: Aspergillus sclerotioniger CBS 115572
Lineage: Eukaryota; Fungi; Ascomycota; Eurotiomycetes; Eurotiales; Aspergillaceae
Exons: 1
Source: RefSeq, a predicted model, not a curated record